This is a messenger RNA of Manis javanica (Malayan pangolin), 3866 nucleotides long. RefSeq names its product solute carrier family 39 member 6 (gene SLC39A6). Gene Ontology annotation, molecular function: monoatomic cation:bicarbonate symporter activity; zinc ion transmembrane transporter activity. NCBI's taxonomy places the organism in Eukaryota, Metazoa, Chordata, Mammalia, Pholidota, Manidae. The record is from RefSeq and is a predicted model, not a curated record. Gene Ontology annotation, biological process: intracellular monoatomic cation homeostasis; zinc ion import across plasma membrane. Gene Ontology annotation, cellular component: plasma membrane.
AGCUCACAAGCACGGGCUCUGUCCCAGGAGAGAAGACCCGAGCGGAGUACGUCGGGACUGUCCAGAAAGAGCCGGAGUUCGUGUGCCGGGGCGGUGUUAGGAACGUCCCGUUGCCCCCCCCCCCCCCCCCCCGCCCCCACGGCCAGGCUCUCAGCAGCGGAGGGAGCUGGCUCGGAGGUCGGAGGGGCUCGAGGAAAGGAGCCCCAACUGGCCCCGGCGCUCACAGCCUGAUUUGCCCGCACCUCCGCCCCCUCCGACUCCUAGGGGCUCGGCGAACCGGCGGACACGAGGAUCCGCCUGCCAGGGACAGGGCUCCGGGCCGCACUGCGCAUGCCCUGCAGUCAGGGCCGGCGGACGCUGUGGUUCCCGGCGGCGCGCAGCGCGCAGCGGUAAUUAGUAAUUGUGCUCUGGCUACCGAGAGGCUAGGGCGCCGUGGGGGCGCGGCUUCCCGGUGGCUACACCGCUGUACCCCGGGCCGAGGGGCGGCCGGGCAGAUGAGUCUGCGGCUUGUCUGAGGUUUCUCAGAGAAGCACGGGUCCGUUCCGAGCCCUCCGGACUGCUCCCGGGGAACGGGACCUGCACGCGGCGCCGUGCUGCGGGGCAGCGAGGCCGCAGAGAGGAAGUUGCAAUGGCAAGGAAUUUAUCUGUAAUCUUGAUCUUGACCUUCACCCUGUCAGUCGCAAAUCCUCUUCACGAACUAGAACCAGCAACUGUUUUCCCUCAGACCACUGAGAAAAUUAUUCCAAAUUGGGAACGUGGCAUUAAUUUUGACUUGGCAGCUACCACACAGCGACAUCAUCUACAGCAGCUUUUCCAUCGCUAUGGAGAAAAUAAUUCCUUGUCAGUUGAAGGGUUCAGAAAAUUGCUUCAGAAUAUAGGCAUAGAUAAGAUUAAAAGGAUCCACAUGCACCAUGACCACGAGCAUCACUCUGACCAUGAUCAUCACUCUCACCGUAAUCGUGUUGCUUCCAGUAAAAGUAACCGGAAAGCACUUUGCCCAGACCAUGACUCUGAUAGUGCUGGCAAAGAUCCCAGAAACAGCCAGGGAAAAGGAUCUCACCCAUCAAAACAUGCCAAUGGUAGAAGGAAUGUUUUAAUCAAGGAUGGUGUUGCUGCUAGUGAAGUGACCUCAACUGUGUACAACACUGUCUCUGAAGGAAAUCACCUUCUAGAGACAAUAGAAACUCCAAAACCUGGAAAACUUCUCCCCAAGGAUGUGAGCAGUUCCACUUCACCCAGUAUUACAGAAAAAAGCCAGGAGAAUCGGCUGGCUAGUAGGAAAAUGAAUGAAUCUGUGAGUGAUCCCAGAAAAGGCUUCAUGUAUUCCAGAAACACAAAUGAAAACUCUCAGGAGUGUUUCAAUGCAUCAAAGCUGCUUACAUCUCACGGCAUGGGCAUCCAGAUUCCGCUGAAUGGAACAGAGUUCAACUACCUCUGCCCAGCCAUAAUAAGUCAAAUUGAUGCUAGAUCAUGUCUGAUUCAUACAACAAGUGAAAAGAAAGCUGAGAUCCCUCCAAAGACCUAUUCCUUACAAAUAGCGUGGGUUGGUGGCUUUAUAGCCAUUUCCAUCAUCAGUUUCCUGUCUUUGCUGGGUGUUAUCUUAGUGCCUCUCAUGAAUCGGGUGUUUUUCAAAUUUCUUCUAAGUUUCCUUGUGGCAUUGGCUGUUGGGACAUUGAGUGGUGAUGCUUUUUUACACCUACUUCCACAUUCUCAUGCAAGUCACCACCAUAGUCACAGCCAUGAAGAAUCAGCAAUGGAAAUAAAGAGAGGGCCACUUUUCAGUCAUCUGUCGUCUCAAAACAUAGAAGAAAGUACCUAUUUUGAUUCCACAUGGAAGGGUCUGACAGCUCUGGGUGGCUUAUAUUUCAUGUUUCUUGUUGAACAUGUACUCAUAUUGAUCAAGCAAUUUAAAGAUAAGAAGAAAAAGAAUCAGAAAAAAACAGAAAGUGAUGAUGAUGUGGAUAUUAAGAAGCAAUUGUCCAAGUAUGAAUCUCAACUUACAUCAAAUGAGGAGAAAGUAGAUACUGAUGAUCGAACUGAAGGCUAUUUACGAGCGGAUUCACAAGAGCCCUCCCACUUUGAUUCACAACAGCCAGCAGUCUUGGAAGAAGAAGAGGUCAUGAUAGCUCAUGCUCAUCCACAGGAAGUCUAUAAUGAAUAUGUACCCAGAGGGUGCAAGAAUAAAUGCCACUCACAUUUCCAUGAUACACUUGGCCAAUCAGAUGAUCUCAUUCACCACCACCAUGACUACCAUCAUAUCCUCCAUCAUCACCACCACCAAAACCACCACCCCCACAGUCAUAGUCAGCGCUACUCUCGGGAGGAGCUGAAAGAUGCUGGCAUUGCCACUUUGGCCUGGAUGGUGAUAAUGGGUGACGGUCUGCACAAUUUCAGUGAUGGCCUAGCAAUCGGUGCCGCUUUUACUGAAGGUUUAUCAAGUGGUUUAAGUACUUCUGUUGCUGUGUUUUGUCAUGAGUUGCCUCAUGAGUUAGGUGACUUUGCUGUUUUACUAAAGGCUGGCAUGACUGUUAAGCAGGCUGUUCUUUAUAAUGCCUUGUCAGCCAUGCUGGCAUAUCUUGGAAUGGCGACAGGAAUUUUCAUUGGUCAUUAUGCUGAAAAUGUUUCUAUGUGGAUAUUUGCACUUACUGCUGGCUUAUUCAUGUAUGUUGCUCUGGUUGAUAUGGUACCUGAGAUGCUGCACAAUGAUGCUAGUGACCAUGGAUGUAGCCGCUGGGGAUAUUUCUUUUUACAGAAUGCUGGGAUACUUUUGGGUUUUGGAAUUAUGUUGCUUAUUUCUAUAUUUGAACAUAAAAUUGUGUUUCGUAUAAAUUUCUAAUUAGGGUAUAAAUGCUAAAGUAGCUUAAAAAAAUUGCUGUCUGUAGUUUGAAUAGGUCAGGGAGGUGACUGUGUGCUGUGAUAGGCAGCAUUUAAGGUGAGUUGAUUCUGUGAUUUUUGUAUUGAAUAUCAUCAUUUGUUAUGCUUACAGGGUCAGUUAUGGUGGUAACAUAAAGGUACUUUUUAAGAUUUAAGUUAUUUUAUAUUGGGAAUGUAAGCUCUAUGUGCAGUUUACCAAUUUUACCAGUUUAUUGUCUAAAUAAGAGAUUUGACAUGACAUAUUCUGUGUAUUUCAGGAAGUGAUUUAAUAUAGUAAUUCCCUGGUGGAUUUUAGGCCUCUGAAGAAUUGCUGGCAUUAUAGAAAUAAAAGUAUACAUGAAGCCUAAGAUACCAAUAAAGCUUGUACUGAAUUUACAUGAAGAAAUAAGGAGAAAAAGAAAACAUUCUAUAAGAAUUAAGAAGGUAUAGAUUUCUUACCAAAAAAACCAUAAACUGGUUAUAAAAUAGGGAAAAUUUAGAUUUAAAUUAAAAAGGCAAUAGUAGUAUAGAGUUCAUACAUAAACAUUUUUGUCAGAGUAUUUUUCCCAUAAUACCACAAUGAGAGUGAGCACUUUUUACUAAUUUACUUUGUAUAAUAAGUCUAUAUGUAACAAAUUCAAGCAAUAUAUCACUGAAACAAGCAAUUGAAAUUUAAGAUAUUUGGAGGUAUACCAGAUAAGUAAGUUUAUGUAUUGCCAGAAAACUUGGAUAGCACCAAGUAUGUAUCUCCCCAAGCUGUGUGAUUGGAUGUUCUAGUUACCUGGUAUCAAAUGUCAGCAUAUUAGAACUUUGAAAUAUAUAGACAUUAAAACCAGAUUGAGUAUAAUUUGACUACUUGGAUUCAGAGUGUACUUUGGUAUCUUUCAGGGCUUCAGUGUUGUCAUUAAGAACAAUUGUCAUUUUUAUAGGUAGUACUUUAGACAUACCAGACCUCUCUGUGGUGUUCUCUAGAUGUUGCUUUUCUACAAAAUAAAUUCUCCAUGUCAGCUUGA